Molecule: messenger RNA, 306 nt
Organism: Phycomyces blakesleeanus NRRL 1555(-)
Lineage: Eukaryota; Fungi; Mucoromycota; Mucoromycetes; Mucorales; Phycomycetaceae
Exons: 2
Coding region: 1-306 (101 amino acids)
Source: RefSeq, a predicted model, not a curated record
AUGAACAAUACUGAUUAUACAGUUAUCCAAGUACUUCAGAGUAUGCAAGAAACACUUCUUGCUUUGCAAAAAAGACAAGAAGCACUCCAAAAGAAACAAGUAUUGAAUCUCGGUAGGGCAAUUCCAAGACCUGUACCAAAUAUCAAAGAUAUACCACUGGUACACAUCUACAGAAUGGUGAGCUGUGAUCUUGGAGUUGAACUAGAUAAGAAAAACAAGGCAAUUCUCAAUAUUUGUACACAUCUUGUCUGCAAUGAACUGGCCUCCAUUCCUUCUGUGCAAGCCCUAGGACCAAAUCCAAACUGA